UUUUUUUCUUUUUUUCCUUUGAUUUUGGGUAAAAUAUUUUGUUACAGUAGGGGUAUUGUUUUUUUUUCCAUGUCAUAAUUUUACAAAUUUCACAUCUGCUCAUAAAGAGCACUUAUUAUGACUGUUGUUGUUCUUAAAGUUGUUACACAGAGACAAUUAUGACAGUCUGUAAUGUUGCAAAAAAAUGUGAAAUGCAUUACAUAGACGUUUCGCUAAGUUUUGUAUACAGUUUUACCUAGGCUUUAAAACCGUAUUUUCUUCAAGAUUCUACUCACUCUCAUGUAGUUUCAGAGCGUACAAGUUUUCACCAAGGCGUGUAGCUAUAUUAAACAAUUUUAUUUUAGAGUGUACUGUGCCUUUAAGGAUUCUGUCCUUCGUGCGUUGUAUGAGGCGCGCUUCAUAAUAAAACCAGACUGCCAACAUAUUGUGGGCGUGUCUUCAUUACUACCCAGUUUCCAGAGUUCAGAACUGAAAAGCUCUCAGUGAACAUCUGGAGGAUCAUUGUGAAACUAACCUCGCCAGAAUUUUCUGCGUUAUGGAUGACAAAGACGAAGAUACAGACACUUUUGACCCCAACCUUCCUGAAGAGGGUCCGUCUGCUCCACCUCCAGGUUGGCUGGACAGUGUAACAGGCUACGAGGAACACACUGGUGGAGAUCAAAUCUGUCCUCCUCCGCCAGACUUUGUCCCUACAAGCCUGAAAAUGACAAGAAACGCCUCAGUUCCAAAUGUCAUGGUGCCCCACCGUCUCAGAGGAUGUUUUUCGAGAGACGCUCUACUCCAGUUUGUGGGUAAAAAAUGGACAUACAGCAGCAAACCUGCAAAAAAUCUGAUCUUCAAAGAGCUGACGCCUUUUACAGUUUACCGUUACCGCUUGGAAACGUUCACAGAGUCCAGAUCAAGUGCCUGGGAAUCAGAGCCACACACAGGGUCAGAGUGUGUGGAUGGGCCUCAGAAUGGAGUGAGUCCUCCACCGUGGAAUGUCCAGGUGUCUUAUCCACCCAAAUUCACCAACGCCGUUCAGAAAAUCAGGGUCCCACACUCGUCAUUCAUUAAGGUAUUGCGUUGUCAUUGCAGCCCUUGCCACCACUGUUGUCAUGGUAACGGCAAAUGUGAGGGCUGUACCCACUGCCGAGGACAAGGGUGGACUCGCUGUAUGUUCUGUCAUGGCUCUGGUCACAGUCGCAACCGACGGUGUACAACCUGCCACGGAAGAGGGAGAGAAAAAAGGUGUGUUUCUUGUCAUGGAAAGGGUUACAAAGGCUGUCUUACGUGUAACGGUUACAGAAACCUUGUGCAUUGUCAUACAGCUCACAGUUGA
This is a messenger RNA of Cyprinus carpio (common carp), 1321 nucleotides long. RefSeq names its product ssu-2 homolog, tandem duplicate 1 (gene ssuh2.1). Bases 536 to 1321 code for a protein of 261 amino acids. NCBI's taxonomy places the organism in Eukaryota, Metazoa, Chordata, Actinopteri, Cypriniformes, Cyprinidae. The record is from RefSeq and is a predicted model, not a curated record. The transcript is spliced from 9 exons.